AUGGAUUUGACAAAUGCUUUAUCGACGCUAACGCUGCCGCAGCCCGCGGGCUUCCAGUAUUUACGCGAUGGCCGCAACAUCAGUCUGGCCGAGAGUGUACCCGCUGAUAUUUUCCACAUGGUCGAUCCCUACUGGUACAAAUGGCAACCCAUGGAGCAGAUUUGGUUCCACAUAAUUGGCUUCAUUAUAACCAUUUUGGGUGUGAUGUCACUGUCGGGCAAUUUCAUUGUCAUGUACAUAUUCACCUCGACGCGUUCGCUGCGCACACCAUCGAAUAUUUUCGUGGUGAAUUUGGCCUUUUCCGAUUUCAUGAUGAUGUUCACCAUGUUCCCGCCAGUUGUUUUGAACGGUUUCUAUGGCACUUGGAUAAUGGGACCGCUGCUGUGUGAGUUGUACGGUUUGGCGGGUUCGCUUUUCGGCUGCGUGUCGAUUUGGUCAAUGACGCUAAUUGCCUACGAUCGGUAUUGUGUGAUUGUUAAGGGUUUGUCGCGCAAGCCGCUCACCACAACGGUGGCUGUGAUACGUUUGGUAUUUGUGUGGUGUAUUUGCGGCACAUGGGCCAUACUGCCGAUGGUCGGCUGGAAUCGUUAUGUACCUGAGGGAAAUAUGACCGCUUGCGGCACAGACUACUUUGCUAAGGACUGGUAUAAUCGAUCGUACAUUAUUGUCUACUCGUUGUGGGUGUACGCUACGCCAUUGACGACCAUUAUCUUCUCCUAUUAUCACAUUAUGAAGGCUGUUUAUGCUCACGAGAAAGCCAUGCGCGAUCAAGCGAAGAAAAUGAAUGUAGCUUCAUUGCGCAACAGCGAGGCGGACAAAGGUAAAUCGAUCGAAAUCAAAUUGGCGAAGGUGGCGCUUGUAACAAUAUCGUUGUGGUUCCUCGCCUGGACUCCAUAUACCAUCAUCAAUUAUGCGGGUGUUUUCGGUUCGAUGAAUCUCUCACCGCUAAGCACCAUUUGCGGUUCGGUGUUUGCGAAGGCGAAUUCCGUUUGCAAUCCAAUUGUCUAUGGACUCAGUCAUCCCAAGUACCGAGAAGUGUUACGCGAGAAGAUUCCCUGCCUUGCCUGUGGCAAGGACGAUGUGGCCUCCGAAGUGCGCACACAAGCGACAGCCGAGAUCAGCGAAUCGGCGGCUUAGGCGUGUGCGAAACGAGUGUGGAACUGCAA
Molecule: messenger RNA, 1166 nt
Organism: Rhagoletis zephyria (snowberry fruit fly)
Lineage: Eukaryota; Metazoa; Arthropoda; Insecta; Diptera; Tephritidae
Gene: Rh6
Product: Rhodopsin 6
Biological process (GO): visual perception; phototransduction; G protein-coupled receptor signaling pathway
Cellular component (GO): membrane
Molecular function (GO): G protein-coupled receptor activity
Source: RefSeq, a predicted model, not a curated record